AUGGUGAAAGGAAACUGCCAUGGGUCAAGUGGAGCAGCCUGGCGAGUUCUAACAUCACCAGAGUUCCUUGUGGCCAGAGUUCUCAAAGAGAAGUACUUCUCAUCGGGCCAGUUUCUUGAUGGGGUGGAUGCAAGGUGUCCCAGAUGUUCGGGUUGGGAAUCUAACGCUCAUAUUUUCUUUGAUCGCGCUUGGGUUAAGCAGUUGUGGAAAGUUUCAGGGGAUGAGUUUCCAAACUUUGCUUCUCUGUUAUGGAUUAUUUGGCACGAAAGGAACCGCCUUAAACACGGGCUACAAGGUAAAGCGGUGGAACAAUCUUGGACAUUAGGAUGGACGUGGCAAGAAGAGAUCUCAAAAUGGCGGUCGGGACAUCUCUUGUCUGACUGGGCUUUGGUUACACCAUCAAUAGAUAGGUGGGUUGGCACUGGGAGUUGUCAAAAUGGACUCACGUUAUUUUGUGAUGCCGCAGUUCGUGAUUCAGAGAUUGGGUUGGGAGGAUGGAUUGGCGACUCGGAAGGUAGUUGUUGGGCGGCUUUUGUAUCUCGCAUUCCAGGAUCCUUUUCAUCUUUCGCAGUAGAAGCUCUUGCCCUCAGGUUUGGACUUCACUUUGCUUUUGAUUUGGGGGUUUCAAUUCAGUUUGCCAAGACGGAUGCUUUAGUGGUUAUUUGUGGCCUAUCUGAAUAUUCGCCUAACGACCCAUUGCAUCAAGUUCUUCAGGAUUAUGCCGACGUGUGA
Striga asiatica is the source of this 732-nucleotide messenger RNA. The record is from the annotation of a GenBank genome assembly. NCBI's taxonomy places the organism in Eukaryota, Viridiplantae, Streptophyta, Magnoliopsida, Lamiales, Orobanchaceae.